UCCCAAGCAAGGGCUCCAUGCAGAAUCCACAUGUACUUUUGACUUGAUUUUACAAAAAAGUGAACGGUCACAAGCUCUGAAAGUCUAUGACUUGGCAUUUACAGUAAUUUACAGGGGGGAUCAACACCUAAUUGCCAGCAAUUAUUAGAUAUAUCACGAUAUGGCAGAGCCACCAAGAAAGUCAAGGCGUUUAGCAAGUAAACGACCGGCACCACAUAACAUUCCAAGUCCAAGUAAUCACACUCAAACCAUACAAGCUGUGGUUGAAGAUCCGGGGGUACAAUUCCAUAAUCAAGUCCAACAGCAAAUAAGGGCCGCCAUUCCAGACAUAACUAACUCAGUAAUCGCAGCACUUAAGGCUCAAGGAGUCAUUCCCAUGCCUCAACAAGUACAACAAUCUGAAACACCCCCAAUACCUUCAACAUCAGUGGAAGUCAGUCCACAACAAACACCUAUAACAUCGGCUUCCUCUGAUUUAAGCACAGAGACAGCAGGAACUUGUUCCACGGCUGGUUCGACCCAGAACUCCAACAUGAAUGACAGUUUAACACAAUUUUUGAGCACAGGUAAUAAUAAUGCACAACUUGAUCAGCAGUCUCUAGAAUUGGAAACAACUGCUUCAUGUAUAAAUUUUUCAAGUCCGAGUAUUUCAAAACCGCUGGCAUUGGGGGUUGAUCCCAAAAUUAAAGCGAAGAUUUGGGCAAACGAAUAUAUUGAUCUAGGGAGUUUAUUAAACAAAAAAUUUCCUAAGGUACGUUUUCAGGUCAUUGAAUCCCAACAGGGGGGGAUAAGUUGGGAGAAACAACCACCUCCAAAAUAUCGUUUUGAGUCUGUGGCACACUGGCUGUCUGCCUUCCAUAUAUUUGUUAGUAUUUAUUGUGAAAAGUACCCAGACCAAGCUUGCGCCUUAAUGAAAUAUGCAAAUACAAUUCAAACAUUAGCAAGAAGGUCAGGUGAUAUUGCAGCUUUUAAUUAUGACCGUACCUUUCGGGAAUGGCGCGAGCAUGAUUGGAAAAAAUUACCCUGGGAUCAGGUAAACAAUGAACUAUACACAGAAUCUGUGUCCUUGGGGAUUACAGCUAAAUUCAAUUCCCUGAAGGGUACCGGCCAAAGCCAAAACAAGUCGAGUCUUAGUCGGGGGCCGCCCUUUCUCUCUGCUGGAGUUCCAUUGCGGAACUCCAGGAGAGGGCUCUAUUGCUACAGUUACAACAACAAUGGCGAGUGUGAGCGAGGGCCAGACUGUGGAUACCCCCAUGUCUGUGAAAAAUGUGGAGGUAUGCACAGCAAGAAAGAAUGUAAAACCCAGUGUCAUAAAAGAAAAAGGUCAGAUGCAGGGUCAAACCUUGACCAAAAAAGGCCAAGUGGAUCUAAGAGCACUUCCACAAAAUAGUGUAAUUACUCCAAUCAGUGUUUUAAAAUUUAGUAAAUGGCUGGAUGGGUAUGAUAAGCAAAACAAACAAUUUCUUAUUAAUGGGUUUAGGCAAGGUUUUGUUAUACCUUACAAGGGGGAAAGAAAGUACAGAUUCAGUAAAAAUCUACAGUCUGCAGUAGAACACCCAGAAAUUUUGAUAGAAAAAAUUUCAAAAGAGGUCGAAGCAGGACGGGUCGCUGGACCUUUUGUUAAAGUUCCUUUCCCUAAUUUACAAGUCUCCCCAUUAGGUUUGGUGCCUAAAAAAGUUCCCGGGGAAUUUAGGGUCAUUCAUCAUCUCUCUUAUCCUAAUGAUAAAUCAAUCAAUGAUGGAAUCCCAGAUGAGUUAUGCACAGUUCAGUAUCAGACAGUAGAUGAUGCCAUUAAGUUGGUCAAGUUUUAUGGGAAAGGUUGCUUAUUGUCUAAGACAGAUAUAGAAAAUAGUUAUAAAAUCAUUCCCAUACACCCCAGUUGUCACGACUUGCUAGGUUUUGCAAUAAAUGGUGAAUUUUACUAUGACAAAACAUUACCCAUGGGUUUAAGCUACUCAUGUAGGUUGUUUGAAGCAUUUAGUAGUUCCUUACACUGGAUUGUUAACAAUAAGAUGAGAAGUGGAGGGUGUGUUCAUAUCUUAGAUGAUUUUCUUUUUGUGGGACCAGCUGGUUCUCAGUUAUGUAAGCAGACGUUAUCACAGUUUUUAAGUAUGGCUAAAGAAAUAGGUUUGCCUAUUAAAAAAGAGAAGACAAUUCAACCAACUACUACCAUUACAUUUUUGGGGCUGGAAUUUGACUCGGAGAGGAUGGAAGUUAGGCUACCUAAUGAUAAGCUUAUAAAAUUACGUGAACGCCUAGAAUAUUUCAAAAGCAGAAGAAAAGUUACACUAGAAGAAAUUCAGUCAUUAGUAGGGCUCUUGAAUUUUGCUUGCCAAGUGGUAUCUCCAGGUCGGGCUUUUUUGAGACGAAUUAUUGACUUAACAGUAGGGUUAAAGAAACCUAAUCAUUAUCGUAGGCUCACAAAUGAAGCAAGAGCAGAUAUUAACGCCUGGUAUAUAUUUGCAGAAAGUUUCAAUGGUAAAAGUUUCUUUCUGUCGGACAAGUGGGAAUCUUCUCAGGAGCUUAAUCUAUAUACUGAUGCUAGUAACUUGGGCUUUGGGGGCAUUUUUGGAACAAGGUGGUUUUAUAGUAAAUGGAAUGAUGAGUGGUUAAAUUAUCACAUCACAAUUCGGGAAUUAUUUCCAGUCGUUGUUGCAUUGGAAUUGUGAGGCCAUGAGCUGAGGGACAAAUGUGUAAUUUUCCACUCUGACAAUAUAGCAGUAGUUCAUAUAAUUAAUAAACAGACAUCCAAAGAUAAAACAAUUAUGAAAUUGGUCAGAAAAUUUGUUCUGCACAUUUUGAAAUACAAUAUUUUGUUUAAAGCAUGUCAUAUUGCGGGGAUAAUAAACGUUGCAG
Molecule: messenger RNA, 2856 nt
Organism: Saccostrea cuccullata (small rock oyster)
Lineage: Eukaryota; Metazoa; Mollusca; Bivalvia; Ostreida; Ostreidae
Exons: 3
Coding region: 161-1390 (409 amino acids)
Molecular function (GO): metal ion binding
Source: RefSeq, a predicted model, not a curated record